Messenger RNA from Xyrichtys novacula (pearly razorfish), 22046 nucleotides. Lineage: Eukaryota; Metazoa; Chordata; Actinopteri; Labriformes; Labridae. The record is from the annotation of a GenBank genome assembly.
AUUCGGUUGCUUUGGGUUGAUUAAUGUGACCUUGCUGAGGGACUCCAAUAAUGUACUAGUUGUCAUCACUGUUCAUGUUUACAUAAUUAACUUUAAUUAAAAAUGGCACCCAGGGUUUCACACAGUCAUCAAAAACAGAUUAGUAACUGCUGAAGGUCUUUUCCUCCAAUUAUCUGUGCACUCAAGAACACAAUUAUAUUUAAUUUUAAGCCUCAUUUAAAAAGUUUGUAUUUAUUGUACAUUAAGAUUUUUUAAUGUAUUUGUUGACAACUCAGUGACACACAUGUAAAGUAUAUAAAAAGCACAGAAUUCAUGGAGAGGCAGCUAAAAAUACUACUAGUCUUAGCAUUUAAUCAGUUAUUAUGCUGCUACUCAAUAUGCUCAUCCAAAUAUACCCACUCAUCUUAAUCAUACAUUUCAUACAUUCAGUCAGGAAAACAGUUUACGUUUCAAAGCCAUAGUCUUUUUUUAGCAGUUACAGAAUCUAAGAGUAAAAAUGGAUGUGCUUUACAUAACUAACGUUUGCAUGAGCAAGACAGCUUUUUCACUCCAUGCAGGAAUAUAUAUGGAAUAAUGCAGGUGUAGGAGGCUGCAACAUAACUGGCCACCUCCACCACUAAUGAAGAGGUGUGGAUGUUGUUGGUGAUGCGCAGAAGUAUAUGAGUCAGCCAGCAGACCAGGAACACACUUGCUACCGCCACCACACUCUUGGCUGCCCUCACCUGAGAGGUUGAACUGGAGCUGGAUUUAGCCGGCAUCUGGUUUGGCUUUGAGAGAGUUGGGGGAGCUUCAGCUCUGCUGCCUGUGUUUGGUUCCCUGUCCUUGGAGGGGGAGCUCUUAGAGCUUUGACCUGACAGGCCUCCAUUUGGACCGGUAGUACCAUUCAGGCCCAUAUAGAUGUUGGUCAGGGAUUUCAAUUCCUUUGCAUCUUUUGAAGUACUUGGACCAGAAACAGUGCUGACUGAUGGGUCACUAUCCCUGAUGUUAGGACUGUUGACUUCCUCAGCCAUCUCCUUGGUAGUGUCACAGUUGAGAUUCCGAAUGCGUCGCUGGUUUCGAAGCAGAGUUAUGACAAUCUGGACACUUGUAAACACAAUCCCAGCCACAGGAAGAGCAUUCGCCAGAGUUAGAUAAAAGACAUCGUAGGUUUGUGUAACAAAUGCAUUUGGGAAGAGAUCUACACAGUCUUCAUUGCUGUCAUUUGAUACCUUGAUUGUCACGAAGAAGAAAUGUGGAAUACCAAAAGCCAGAGCCAUAGUCCAGCUACCAGCCAAGAGACAACCAACCAAGCAAAGGCUGUCUAGCUGCACUGGAGCCCCACCUCGCUUUAGGGAUCCGACAAGCUUCUGGUGCCAAUAAAUGCAGAUGAACAAUGUCGUGUAGAUGCUGCUGGUUUCAGAAAGGUCAGCACAAAAAAGGAACACACCACAGAAAGCUUCCCCAAGGAACCAGCGACCAGAAAAGUCUGCCAUUGUGUCAGGCAAGUCCACCAGGUAGUUGGUGAUGAGGUUGGAGAAAGCCAAGUUGAUGAAGAGGAUCUCAUUUGUGCGGAGGCCUGAUUUCUGUCCAGGAAGGGAGCGAAUCGCCAGCCAGCUGUUCCCAACGACUCCUGCCAGAAACAUGAAAGCUCUGAUGAUGGAUUCGAUCAACUCUUCUGCGUCCAUCUUCACAAAGAGUCUCCCAAGCUUGUGAUGUUGGAGACUUUGGGUCGGGCUUUCUUCGCUCUUUAUAGACGUCCAACAACCAAUUACAAUUACUGUUAAGUUCAAACAACUUUCCAUUUUGUUUUCCACAGGGGCGCCUCUAUUAUGUAAUCCCUCUGAGAUUCAGGUAUGUUUUUCUUAUGACAGCCCUUCCCAGAGAGCCUACCCCAUCAAAUGCUGACUAAAUCAUGUGAGAGCUUGAGAGCCGCUGUGCAGUUUUCGAGGGACAGCCAUCAAAAAUAAUAAAACCAUACGGGCUUUGUGUGCAUAAACAUACUUUGGCCACCCCCUACCUAUGUCAGUCAGUAUGUUUACAUGACACUCGAGAAAACCGAAUUAUUGCCUUAAGACCGGACAACUGAAGUGCAUGUAAACACCUUAGUCCGAGUAUAAUUGGAGUUUGAUAACUCUGGUUGGAGUUGGAGAACUCCGAUUAAGACACCCAGAUAAUGCGAUAGGAGUUCGAUUUUCUCUACCAUGUAACCGGCCAAGUCGGGUAUGAUCAGGCAAUGCAUGUGCACGUGUGCCACGCCCCUGUAACCCCGGAACAAAAACACCAGAGGAAAGGAGUAGCUUGCAUCUCAUCUGCAGAAAAAGUAGCGCGAACAUCAUGUUCGACAAAAACAACGCUGUACGAUGUUCCAUCUUCUUGCUCGAAAAUGCCCAGUAGCAGCUGUAGCCACUUCAGACGUCUGGCAUGGACCUGCUGUUGUUGUUGAUGGUUGUAUUGGGUCGGAGACAGCGCCGCCGAAAAGACCCAUAUUGCCCCCUAGUUUUGGGGAGGAGGACACGUCGUCGUCGUUGUUUUCUUCCACUUCAUCUGGGUCCAGGUCAUGGGGGCAGCAGCUUCAGGAGGGAAGCCCAGACGGCCCUCACUCCAGCCACUUCCACCAGCUCCUCCAGGGGGAUCGCAAGGCCAGGCGAGAGAUAAAAUCCCUCGAGGUCUCCUCUCGGUGGACACAUGUCUGGAACACUUUUAACGGGGGCGUCCAGAAGGCAUCCUAACCAGAUGCCCCACCUCAGCUGACUCCUCUUGACGUGGAGGAGCAGCGGUUCUACUCUGGGCGCCUCCCGAGUGUCCGAGCUCCUUACCCUACCUCUAAGGCAGAGCACAGCCACCCUGUGAAGAAAACCCAUUACGGCUGUUUGUAUCCGCCAAUGUGGGAGGAAGACACAUUCACGUCAAUAAUUCAAUUUUCUCAGCUGUAUACAUAUGUGGACAAGGAGAUAAGUCCAGUUCUGCGAAAAGAAAACAAACUAUGAGCUUAGUCUGAUUAAGCUGUGCAUGUAAACUAAGGUGACCAGACAUCCCCGAAUUGGAUGUCCUGUCCCCGAAAUUGUCCUCGAUUUAAGCGUUUCAUGAAUGAGAACAAAAAUGUUGCGUGUGAGCUAGAACAGCGGUUAUUACAGAAGCCGAAUGGGUAGGAAGCACAAGUAAGCAGUCCUGAACAACAGUUUUUACUGGGGUUAUUAUAAGGGGUGUGCGCUGCUACUAAAUAGUAUCCAGAUGUUGUCUGUGAUCACGCAGCCCAUGCAAUCUGGUCACCUUAAUGUAAAUGCACUGACUGCCUGGGUUGGGCCACCACAGUCAAAAGAGUUUGGGCACGCCCCUGCACCAAAACUGCAGUUGUACCUAUAAUAUUAUCAGUAGCUAAGUUGUUAAAAGCCUGAAUAUACUGUCGCCCAUUUGCAGCAAACACAAAGCAAAAAUUGAGUCAGGAGAAUAAACAACUGAAUAAGAGAGACUCCAUAACCUUCCAUUUAAAAUGUUGCUGUUAACCUUUGUUAUAUGGUAGUUUGUCUGCUUUUUGGGAUAUACUGCAGAAGUCAGUGGAGUUGUAGGAAUUAAGCCCAUAUUUUGCUCAUUUUAUAAAGAGACAACCCCCCUGAUCGUCAGAUCACAGCGGGGGUCUCAGUGGUGUGUAGCACAGUUUCACGUCAUUCAUGAGUAAAAGCUCCACCUUUGGGAUAAACCGGAGACGGCAUCUGUGCGCCGCUGCCUCCCGGCACAGUCAGGACGGGACGCAGGAGCGGGGCAGAGCCGCUGCUGCUGCAGGCUUCACGACUGUUUCCUCUUUUCUACUAUGAGUUUCGUUUUCCAGCACUUUGACAUCGACGAAGGGCUUCGUCCGGAAAGAAAGACCAACCAGCAGGUACUAGUUGCACGGAGGUGCGUUUACUGUCGCUUCCGUUAACGAUGAGACUCUGAUGUGUGCGGAGAGGACAGGAUGCCCGCCAGCGGCGCCGACUCGCUGAAACCCAGCGCCUUCAUCCCGGUGUGCACGGCCGCCUGCCUCCUGGUCGGCUCUACCUCUCUCUUCUUCGUUUUUACGUGAGUAAAGUUUGUCUGCUCCAUCCAUCCUUUACUUUUCAUUGCCUUUCCUCUCUCCAUGUUCAAUUCAGUUUGUACACUAAAAUAUUUUAAUAUUAAAUCCCCUCUAGCUUCCUCUCUUAACUAUUAUUAAGUAUAACUCACAGCCUACUACACACUUUAGCUCAAAAUGUUCCAUUAAAACUGCUCAAAAUAGUUUUUAUAUAAGAAGCAGGAAUAAAGACCACCAUAUCCUCCUCCUCAUCACUCACUUUGCUCUGCUGGCAGUCCCACCAGGGGCGGCUAACAUCUGACCUGGUUGGCUCACAGAGUGGGCCAGUCUGGGUGCCUGCCCAGUGCACCCUGAGGACUCACAGUAAGCACAGUUUUAGGAGGAUAAGCCACCCACAAUCAACAUCAUUGUAACAAGAUGUCUUUAUGGUCCACAUGUGGCAGGAGAAAUCACAUAAGCGCGGCACAGACGCUUAGAAAGCACUCGGCAGGGUUUGUGUGUGCCAUAACGCCGAUUGAAACCUGAGUUUUGAUGUAACUUUUGGCGUUGGAACAGUUAAUUUUAGCCUCCUAGUUUUGACCUAUUUGUGAGGUAAGGCAGAGCAAGUGGGAGGUUGAAAAGACUCAGCUCAAACCAACGCUGCCAACAGGCACUGCAGAGAAAAAAAUGAAUACAGUAUCCCAUAAUACCCUCAGAUCCAAUUUAGCCGAGAACUAUAGGUUAGUCCGAUUUAUCCUAUAUAUUUCAAAGCCUUAUGUAACUUAAGAAGAGUGAAGAUAAAAAACAAGCCGACUAGGGUCAGAUAUAACAAUACUUUUAAUACAAAACCCCCUUUGAUACCUACUACUGACAUACUGAACGCUCCAACCUCAUCAGCUCUAUGCCACUCUACUGAACUUUGACCUCUGUAGCUACAUCUGUCCUAGAUUCUCCUGUAUUCUCCAUUUGUGCUACGUUUCCACUGGAAUCUAACACCAGAUUGGUAGUAUGGGAUUAGGAUCCUGUCGCCAGCGCCAUGUGAUCCCCCAUCUGGGGGAAAAUGGAGUCUGGGAUCUACUGUCAGACAGUCGGUUUUUACUGUAUUCUCUCAGGAGUGGCUUUUACUGUAAAAUACAUUUGUUUAGUCGCUUUGUUUGCUGGGCUUUUGUGUCAAUAAUAGUAAAAUAGUCACAUCCAAAUGUUGCUGGUGGAGAUAACAGCGGAGUACGAAACAUUGCAUGUACAACAAUAAUACAGGCGAUACAGAAACAAUAUAACACACAUUUGUGGUUUUUAUCCAACACUUUUAAGAAACUUUCCUUCAAAGAUUUGGAGCUGUACAAAUCUGAUUUAUAAAGUACUUCUGCAAUCAAAUAACUCAACUAAAUUGAUAAUAAAAAUAUUGAAUUGUGAGCCAAAGCGACUGGCUGCUGUGUAAGUCGUAAAGUCCGCCUCUGUAUGAACAGAUGGAACAAUGGUCAAACUAGGGAAUUAAAACACACGUCAUAUUUCUUAACAGGACUUGUUCAAAGAGGAAACAGGCCAGGAAAGGUACAGAGUAAAAAACACUGGUGAACUUGGAUUACACUCUGUAAAAAAAAAAAAAAGAAACUGAAAAAAAAAAAUCCAUGUCCUGCUGGUGUUACAGUAUAAAAAGAGACUUCAUUAACGCGACUGUACUGCUUAACCAGCAAAACCAGGACACUGCAAGUGAUUGAGUGAACGAUUGAGUGAUGAAUCUGCCUCUUUUGGGAUGAGGGAUACAAUGGAGUUGAAAUGACCUUUUAACCUAAAAUUGUUUCGCAUUACGCAACUCAGAUUAGAGCUUAUCAUUUUGUAACGUCAUAGCUCAAAAUGACCCCAAAGUGAGUCUCUGUACCCUUACAUAAGUUAAAAAACUGCACUUUGAGUGUCUGAAAUACUCUGCGAGCUUAUUGUUUGCCUUUAAGAUCUGGAUGUUAGUGCUGUAGACUCAGAGGCUUUUAAUAUCAACUCUUAGCAGGAGGUUGGACACAUUUCUUUUAGGGAGAAACUGGCAGAAAGUCAGUGUCUUGUCAGCGGCCCGUUAGGCUCUCUCUUUUCUGAUGGUUUGAUAUCUUGUGUGCCCUCCAAGUCAGCAGCUGCAGCUGGAGUGACUCACUUCCUUCAAAAGUGGAGACAGACAGGUGCCAAGGUCUCUUCAGCGUGGUCAAAGUAGCAGUAAUUCAAAGGGACGUCCCUUGUCAUCUACCAUAGCAUCACCCUGCCUUUUGCCCCUGUGACUGUGAGUCAUAGAAACAUUUGUGAAAUCAUCUAGUCAGGCCUUUUGUACUUUUGUUUUCCACCUUUUUGUAUAAAUGAAAUCUUUUAAGCCUAAUUUAUGAUUCUAAACCCUGUAGCCAUGUUAGAUAGGCUAUUUUUUUUACGAUGCAGUCCUUUCAUCUGGUAUUAUUCAUGCAAUUAUAAUGAGUGAAUGUUUAUUAGCAGUGAAAGCAUUCCUCUCUCAGCUGCAGGUUUGGUGGAGCUAGAAAACCACCCUUGAAACAGGGGGGGAGGCUCUUUUGUCUUCCUCUGCCUGAUAAAAUUCAUCAGUCGCCGGUUUCCUGCUUUUGUUCAUCCGGCCGCAAACUUUUGUUUGGGUUGGUGCUUAAGGUCUUGUGCUUUGUGAAACUGAGCCAGGCCGGCUACACCCAACCACGGCCAUACUGAUAAGAAAGACAGAAAGUGAUGGCCUUUUUAAAUGAUAUCCAUGACUCUGAUCAGAUGUAGAUUAACCUGCUAAUCUAUCAUUGAAUUCAUAUUGUUAAAAGAUAAUUAAUACAGUUAAGAGAACAUUAUCUUAGGUUCAGUGUGCUCACUUAGGCUGAGAAUAAGGAGCAUUAGUGGACGGAUUAAAUUGUCAUAAAAUGUUAAAUCUUUAUGUCUGAAAUAUCCUGAUGAAUGUUUAAACUAGUCUGAGUAACUUUUGUUGAAUAUUGGACACUUAAGGCUGUGACCACAAGUGAUAGUUGUAAUAUGCUAAAAGCUUGUAAUUUAGCAUGAUGGUGUUGUUUUUUGUAUAAUUCAUAGACUGUAUAUAGAAUGGACAGUGUCUGCCUCCUCGUUGGGUGAAGCCACUCCGAGAACAGCACCCUCUGUUGGCAGGCUGCAGUAUAGGUCAUAAAUCCCGCCUCCGCCAGCAAAGCUUAUGGAGCUGUGGACAAACUUUAGAAAUUUAUGACACAGAAUAUAUAUAUAUCCCCCCCCCCCCCCGCUUGUGAUGUUGACAUGUAGUUACAGUAAGACUGGUUUGUGCUCAAGUCUUCUUUUAUCUGUGAAGCUCCAUUUUUAAAAGUUAUUAGGGAUUCAUGUUUUCUAUGAUUGACACCUGAUACAGCCCAACGCUACUGCGCAAUGUUGGUUUCAGGAAAUGAAGAAAAAUCACAGAAAUACUGAGAGCUAUUUGGCUUCAAAUCUGUAUACUGAUGGGAGGUGGAACCAAGUUGUCCAUAGUAUAUACAGUCUAUGGUAUAAUUACAUAUGAAUGUUGAACAAAAAAGUUAGCAUUAGCCCAAGUAGAACCAUGUAUUAGCAUCGAAAUGAGAUAUGCUGUACCAUAGUCACCUAACCGAUAUAUUCUCAUUCAUACUUUUAACCUACAGGUAUUGUAGACACAGGUUAACAGAAAUAUCCGUAAAGUAUUGUGAAGCUAAAUUUUGAGAGUUUUAAAGUGAGUGAAUUUUGCACUUCAUCCGUAAAAGAUUUUUCUUCGUUUGUUUAAAAGUGUUGGUCCCUCGUAGCUGAAGUCUCUGUUCAAUUGCUUUUAUACCUGAACUGUCAUGCAAGUACAAUUCUGUACAGAUUCGCUGAAAUGUUUAAAAGUAUGCUGUUUGGGUGUUAAGAUCUGUAAUGAAUCUUGCACUGAAAAUCUGAGAGCACUUGAUAUAAAAUCUGGUUUAUGGCCCAGUCUCACUGUAUCACUCCAAUUUACUCAAGUUUUACAGUUUUCUUGUCAGACUGUGCUCAGUGUAUUCAAUCCUAACAAGAGUAAAAAAAUGUUUCCCUCUUCCUCCCUACUGUUCUCCCUUUUCUCCUUUUUCUCACCUAAGAAAACGGGGCGCCGCUCUUGUGUUGAUCCGACUGUUCUCCCUGUUGUGCAAUGACAAUAAAUUCCUCUAAUGAGUCUAAUGAUGAUUCUAAUGUUUAGCUUAAGUGGCUGGUCAGGAUCGUGACAACAGGAACACCUGAAACUAACAAAGCAAUUUGUAGUCUCCACUUUCAAAACCUGCUUAAAUGGAUUUAAUAUGAAAAACAGAAAACUCGAACACAAUGGGCUCUGUCAAACUAUCUGCUUUUGUUUUUGUGAUGGAUUUAAAGUUUCUAAUUCCUGCAUCAUUCCACUUGGCAUACUGAGAUACCUCAGCAUGGGUGUGUUAGAAAGAUUUAUUAUUUCGGUUUGUACAUAAGUCUUCAAAUAAUCUGGGAUCCAAAUAUCAGUUUGCUUCAAAUCAAUAAACGCACUCCAAUCAUGACUUAACAAUCUAUAUUUUAAUGAAUCAUCCCUGAUUGGAGUGAUGCCAUCAGGGUUUAAGUUUGUAAAGCAUAGCUGCCCUUACUACACCCCGACUGAAUUGCUUUACUUGAAAGCGUUUUAAAAAAUCGUCCAAUAGUCAAAAUCAAUCACAUUUAAAGGCUUCACACAGCAGCUUUCCUAAAUUGCCUCCAUCUGCACUGGGUGGUUCAGUGAGAGGAGGAAUGAUGAAAUGUGGAUGACAGUCACAGGUCACGUGAAAUCAACCCACUGUGACCACAUGUUUCUCUGAGAUUUAUUAUCCAGUCUGUGGGAUUUUAUUCACCCCUAGUUGUUUCCUGUGCUGAUGGUGGUGUCUACAAAUCUGACAGAUUACAUGGCAGUGAUGUCAUUUUUCAAACCGUGACAAUAUUUCACUGAAGGAGCCCGUGCUGCCAGCAGGAGUGAACUUACCGCCCGACCAACUGUGUUGCAGGCGUCUGCUGUGCCACUGACCCACUGUGGGGAUGAGGGCAGCGUGCAGAUUGCAGAGCAGCUUACCGUUCUGUGUGAUUUAAUACAGCUCUGCCCAGGCUGUUUCAUUAGGUGGGGUUUGUCUUUGCCAUGCUGCGGUGUAAUGAACUGUCUCUCCCUUGCGGUCCAGAUGGCCUCAGGCCGAUGAUGAUGGAGGCUCGGAGACUAUGCAGAGGCAUCCGCAAUGCAAUCUGUUUUACGGGAAACCAGUCGGAUGAACUCUUUCAGGGUUCAAAGUUUGACAGUGCGAAUGUAGAGCAGGCUGUAUUCCAAUCGACUAAUAAUUUUUUACUUAUAUAGCAUCAAAUUAUGAAAAUUUUUAUCCUCAAAACAGGAUUUUUUGUAAUAUUAUGAACAGGAACUUGAAGCACUUGGUAACAGUGGUAAGAAAAACAUCCUAUUCCAGGUAGAAACCACAAGCAGGACCAGAAUCAUGGUUUACAGACAUCUGCUACAGUCCACUGGUACAUCUUAGCAGAAAAAUCAAGAAAAAAUCUACAUUUCAGAGAAGAUUAUGAAGCAAACUCUUGAUUCAAAGACAAGGAGAAACAUUUUAAAAGUUCACCUGAUUUUUAAGAAAAUUACAUGAUCGGAUUUAGCCUUGUAUUAACGGACUUGCUUUCAGAGGAUGUUUUGUAACUAACCAUCUCGAGUUACUCAGCUUAAUGUAAGUGAUCAGCUGUGACCGUUUAAGCACAUGUCAAACAUGACCAUAUUUAGCCAGAAGAACUUAUAUACAAAUCCUGAAUAGCAGCCUGAAGGGGGAGGGGGAAUCAUAUUAUACUCUUUAAUCUUUCUGUCACAUAUUCACCGCUUCUUAAGGUUCCUUAUAAUUAAAUUAUGCUAAAUUUAUUCAAAUCCACAAGAAAUUCUUGUCUAAUUUGCAAUGUUAAUUAAUCGUGUGAUAUAAAAGAGGUACCAGUUGGAUUAUAUCUCAUGGUGUGCAGUCUACAGUGGCGUGCUUUUUGAUAUGUGGUGAGCAUUGACCAUAUGCACGCCAUGUUUGUAUUGAAUGUGGGGAACGCACAAUGAACUGGACUGGCAGGAAUGGUCUGUAAUCCAGAGUUCAUAAUCCAGGGAUUACUGGGUUUGCAGCUGGCAUGGCAUCAGCGGGCGUGCCUCUUGGGAGAAAAAAAGGACCCCUCCCCCACAGCCUAAAACCAGCCAGGGGGGUUUGGGGAUUGGAGCCACUGCUGGGAUGAAAAAAGGGUUUUCACUUUUAUAAGAUUUUGUAUUUUUCACUCUUAUAUGAAGAUUUAUUUGGAAAAAAAGAGCAGUAACCUUUUUCCUUUUAUACUGAUUAUAACAUUUUCAUUCAACUGGCCUCAAAGUCACAUGGAUUCAAAUUCAUACUAAUACCAAAUCAAAAACUACAACUUUAAAUAACUGAAAGAAAAAAAAUUCCCAUGCAUUAUUUCCAAUAAAUGUAGGUUAAACAUGGGAUGUUCAAUCAAACACUGUAAAUAUAAUCUAGUGAAUCUUUUCCCCUCUAUCACUGUAACCUGAUUACACUGCCUCCUCCUCUAAUCUCACAGCCGAGACAUAAUCAUACUCCCAUUCACUCCCAUACAGCACAUACACACAUGCACACACUGAAUCUCUCUCUAAGAUUUCUAUGGCACACAUUCACAGAAAGAUACUGGUUCAAAUCCAGACAGAAUACUCAGGCCAAUUCUGUUAUGCAAAAAUAAUCAUCUGGAGGCAAUAGCAUUUGACAGAAUGGAGCGAUUUGUUCCAGUUUAUAUGAUUGAAAACAUGAAUCAAAAUAAAACCAUCCGACAGUGUGGAUUUCUUAACCUAUAAGGCUGCUCGCUAAUUCACUCAGUCAAAUUUGUUUUAAAGCCUUUGUGAGAAACUUCCGGUUCGUGUCGAUCAGGAGUUGCUAAUAUGAAGUCAAACCUAUGAUAAUGGAGGAAUAAAAUCAACGGUUUGUCCAGUGAGGUUGGCAGAGGUGACAUAAUAGAGCAGGACAAAGCUAGUGCAACAAAUAUAUAUAUAAGAUGUGUUACAUGAAAAUAAAAUACAGCCUAAAUAGGACAAACAUAAAGAAAAGCCAAAUGCUAAAUUAGCUAAACAGUUAACAAAAUUAUAUUAAUCGUUCUAUAUUGUAUCAAAAUGCUAAAAAUCGUAAUAAUAUUGUAUCGUGGCCCAAGUAUCCUGAUAAUAUCAUAUCUUGGGGCCACAAGUGAUUCCCACCCCUUGUGUCGAUUUUGGCGCCCCCUGUGGACAUCAAAGUAGCAGGUCUCAUAUUGUUUUGAACACAGCCAUGAAAAUCCAGUCACAAUCAGGAUGGUGAAUCAUAGAUAGUAUAUAGAAUGGACAGCGUCUGCCUCAUCGCUGGGUGAAACCACUCUGAGAACAGCACCCUCUGUUGACGGGCUGCAGUAUAGGUCAUAAAUCCCACAAUCCCAGUUGUGGACAAACUUUAGAAAUUCAUUACACACAACAUAAUUUUUUUUUACCCUUGCUUGUGAUGUUGACAUGUAGUUACAGUAAGACUGGUUUGUGCUCAAGUACUCUUUUUUCUGUACAGCUCCAUUUUCAAUAGUUAUUAGGGGGUUCAUGUUUUCUAUGAUUGACACCUGAUGCAGUCUAUGGGCGUUCAGGGAUUGCGUAGCUCACCCGGGGGAUACGCUGUUUGAGCCAAGCGUCAUCACAGGGACUCUCUGUGACCGAAUGCGUAAAACGCUACUGCGCAAUGUUGGUUUCAGGAAAUGAAGAAAAAAUACAGAGAGCUUUUUGGCUUCAAAUCUGUAUACUGGCAGAUAGCAGAACCAAGUUGUCCGUAGUAUAUACAGUCUAUGGGGUGAAUACAUUCACUGUAUACUGAAUGUACUGAAUCAUGUUGUUUGUUUUCCUGGGCAUGUACUGUAUUUAAACAUGGCAUUAGUACAGGAUUGCCGCACACACACAUACCUCACCACGCUCUGUUAGAAAUAUGGCAGCUGCUGUUUUGUCUGUGUCGUUAAAAAGGUUGGUAACCUCUGUUGAGCAUAAUUAAUUCUAUCAUCAUCAUUAUUUUACAAUCUCAUCAUGCAUUUUUUUCAACAAAUGUGUGAUUGGUGGAAAUCUCUGCCAAGGAAAACUGUAAAAAAAGAAAAAAAGCUGUUGCAGCAGUUUUCAGCCAAUAACUACAACUGGCAACUGAAGCUCCAGAUAUAAAUAAUAGCUUGAUAGGAAUGGUUGGUCAUUACGCUGAUGAGCUGGUUUGUGCUGACAGCUCAUAUAGGCGUCAUUAUUAAUUCAAGUCUUCAUUGCGAUUAACAUUAUCAUUAAGCCCCCAGUGGUGUGUGUGAAUGGGAUUAGGUAAUUCUGAUGGGCUCUAUACAUAGCAGCCAGUGUAUGAAUGUGGUGUGAAUGUGACAUGUAAUGUAAAAGCACUUAGAGUGAUUAGAAAAGUAGAGAAAUCACCUUUUAAAUAUCUACUCUUAAAAAAACUGUUUUGAGGCGGUAGUUAUUGCACACCAUUGAUAACUGCUGAUUGUUUUCUUGGUUGUCUCCUCUAACAAUAAAACUCCCCACAGUUUAUCAUAGUCUGGAUUGUUUUGGAUGUAGAUGGCAUACAUUUUUUUUUUGUUAUCCAAACUGUUCAUCCUAAACCCACAAAUGUUCAGGUUAUGAUGUUAUGAAACAGAAAAAUCACAGCAAAUCCGUCCAGGUUUUUAAAUCCGCAAAUCCCAAAUCUGGUCCCACCACUCUCCACCGACUCUUCGGACAUUUUAACAAAAAACAAGGGUUUAUGCCAGAGAAGUUUUUGUCUUUUUUUAAAUCGUAUCCGAGGUUUAAAAUAAAUCGUAACCAUAGUGAAACAUAAAGAAAUUUCACACGCUGAUAAUCCUGAAAAUGUUACAGAAAUUUUGUUGAUUGAAUGUUCUUAAAUAUGUAUAGGUCAUCACUUUUCUGCAUUAUAAUUUUAUCUUUUUAAUUAUUUAUUCUUUUUUAUUUUACAGAUAAUUAAUUUGACUGAAUUCUUGUCCAUGAAAUAAUGUUUUUGCUUUGACAUUUUAUAAGAGGAAGAAAGCUGGGUAUCUCUGACUCUUUAGCUCUUAAAUCCACAUGAGUUUUCAUACAGGAAAAUAAAAUCAACUAAAUUAAACCAUAUUAAACCAGAUACCGACUCCUUACAUCUAUAUUAGAGUCUUGUCCUAUUUUAUGGUGUAGAAACAGUAAGAGUCUUUCUAUUCCUGCAGGGUACCCCAUCAUUUAAUCCCUUGUUUCCGGCCCUGGUGAACAUGCACUAAUACAUGCUUAUCUUUCACUGUAAACAAUUACUUUUAAGAGCCGCUGCUCCCCCUGGAAUAAAUGGGAUGAAGAUUAUCUCUUACAAUCUUCCUUGUGGUCCUGAUUUGUGUUAACCUCAACCUCCAAGGGAUGGAUACUCUCGAGGUUUAGAAACACUCUGAAACCCUUGAUUUACUGUAUGAGUGCUGCUUUCAAUGACGACUCGAUUACAAGCACAGGAAACAGAUUUUCUUUUUUUCUGUAUGUGUAUUCAGAUGUCCAUGGCUGGCUGUGACCAUCUGCCCAGCUGUGCCACCAUGUUGUGCCAUCCUCUUCCUUUUUGUGCUGGCCAACUUCACCAUGGCAACCUUUAUGGAUGCUGGUGUGCUCCCAAUGGGUGAGUAAUAAGACUGAUGUUGUACUUAGAGAGAGAGGCGUCACUCUUUUUUUUUUUGAUGAUGUUUGCAGAGGUAGCAUUUCUCUUAUUUUCUUCCCCAGCAAACGAGGAUGAAGACAAGGAUGAUGAGUUUCGUGCUCCCCUGUACAAGAACGUGGACGUGAAGGGCGUCCAAGUGCGGAUGAAGUGGUGUGCGUCGUGUCAUUUUUACAGACCCCCACGCUGCUCCCACUGCAGCGUCUGUGAUCACUGUGUGGAGGUGAGAGCAUGGACAGAUCGAAAGAAGACACAUGUCAGACUGUGGAUGGAAAAAAAACAGCAGAUAUGAGAGGAAGAAAUGAAAGAUCAUAGGGAAAAAAUGACAGCAGUGUGUGAAGUGAGGGGGGAUUUCUGCAGAGCGAAUGAUGGACAGAGUGUGUUAGAGGGAGAGAAUCUCAUUAAUCAGGUUAAUCCUUUUUCUCAGAUCUCUUAUAGUCUCACUAGAAAUGCAAUUUGAAAAAAAGGUUCAGUCUUCGAGUACUAAAGAAAGCACAGCCAGUAUUUAGAAAACUAUGAAUUUACAGUACAUAUAUAGAUAUUUUUUUUACUAAUUUCUCCUCUCAGGAUUUCGACCACCACUGCCCCUGGGUGAACAACUGCAUCGGCAGGCGAAACUACCGCUACUUUUUCCUCUUCCUGUUGUCUCUGACGGUCCAUAUGAUCUGCGUGUUCAGCUUCGGUCUCAUAUACGUCCUGAACCACGCAGAUGACCUGUGGAAGCUGCACUGCACUGUCACGUAUCCUUACAUAGGUGUAAAUCAGGGCUUUUUAUGCAUGAAUGCAUUGGACCCCUGUGCAACUUGAGACAUACAUGGGUUAGUUUUUCUUAACACAACAUUCAGUUUGGUUGUGAUCAGUGUAUCAGGGUUGUUUCUUAUCCCAGUCCUGGGUCUGGCUGGGUUCCACCUGUACUUGGUUUCUAGGGGACGCACCACCAAUGAACAGGUAAGUUUGAUUUUCAUGUGAUAAAUGUUGUGACAGUAAUGAUUCCUUCUAAAAAUAUAGUUUUAUGGUGUAUAUGUAAAGUAAAAAUGUAGAAGAGGACUGGAUUCCUCUUCUGGGUUUGUUAAAACAUGAACGAUUUCACGCUGUAACAAUUCACUUAUACUUUCUGUCCACCCACAUUACUUUUGGAUGAACAGGAUGUUUUUUUUAUCAUUGUCCUUUCAGAAUAAAAGUUCAUAUUUAAAAAAAAAAAAACAGAUGAUAAAUCAUUUAUUGCAGGUUUUAAAAUCAACUUAAACACCGACUUAACAGGAACAAAUUGCAGCAUAUCCAGAGUUUCUGGACGACUGACAGUAGGAACCAGCUAGUUCCUUAACUCACUCUCUUUAUAUUUUUGUCUGUUUGUGGUCCUGAAGGUAACUGGGAAGUUUCAAGGCGGAGUGAAUCCUUUCACAAGAGGCUGUUGCAACAAUUUGGAGUAUCUUGUCUGCAGUCCUAUCUCCCCAAGGUGAGAGCCAUUUAUCUCAUUUUGUCUACAGGUUUUGAAGAGUCUUUCUGUGAUUCAUUGACAGAUUUUUCGUGUAACUACAGGUACACAGCAAGGCCCAGUAAGAAAACAGUGAUCCACAUUCAGCCUCCGUUUCUGAGACCAGAGAUAGACAGGCAGAUGUCGGUGAAAAUCCGCGACAAUGGCAUACAGAGUCAGGAUCUUCAAACUAAAGUAUGCACAAACACAUUACAUGUCAAAUUCAAAACACACACACACACUCAGAGCUUCCUCGGAGAUCAUCUGAUGAAUGCACCCUCGGUUGUCAAAAGGAUUAGGUCUCUCAUGUUUCCUGCUUUUUUUUUCUCCUGCCAGCGAACGUCAGCGGGAGCUGUCGAGCUGUCAAACAUCAAACAGAUGAAAACUCCACCACCACUGCCACCAAAACCAGAACACGGCCUGCUGAAGAGCCACUCCACUGCCACGGAUGGUACUGCAGUAUGAUACAUAUACACUGUAAUAGCCAGACACAGCAUUACAACAGUGUUCUAACACGUAGAAACACACCCAUGAGGGGACAACAGAAAGAUUUCAGCUGUAACAGAGUGAGAAUAGAUGUGCUUAGUAAAUAGACAUUAAGUUAUAUCUCUGUGCUUUUAUUCUUAAAGAAAUUUUUUAAGUCUUCUGUGAGCUGACACUCUUGCACUUGGCAGUAUCUUCUAUAUUCUGGAGUUUAUCUCGUAUCGAUCAUCCCACAUACACCCUCCUGAUUGCAUAAUUAAAUAUGGACCAGCUAAAACUCAAGUUAUUCAUUUAUAUAAGUUCAAGUGAAGCAUAGGCAAUGACUAUCUCUGUUCUUAUGCUCGCUUCAACAAUGCAAAGACAAGAGUAUGUGUGGAAAGCAAAAUGGACAGGAAAAUCAGCCUUCAACAGAGCACCAGUUAAAAUGCAAGAAUCAAGUAUAAUAUUUAAAGCUCCUAUGAGGUGUUUUUUGACAUUUAUGAAGCAGACUAAAAUUCAUGUUGUUGCCUUCUAAUGAUAAACAAAAGCAAACAAGGCCAGCUGUAACAAGACUGAAAAUCUUUGAAACCCUGUUUUUAGUGUCUGAAACUAGUGCGAGGGGGGUAGGUCCAGGUCUUGCAGCUUAAGAAGCAGCCUAAUUUACACACAAAAUAUUCACAAUAAAUGAUAAAUUUGACUGUCAUGAGAUUUGUCGUCAUAAACCAAUACUCAAGCAUGUAGCAUGAAAGAUAAGCAAGGGCUCUUUGUCCACAUGGGGGCGCUUAAACUGGCACAAAGCAAAAGUUGCUUACAGGAGCUUUAAUGAGCUGAAAUACUGACAGAUUGUGCUGAUGUAUAACAUAUCCACUGGAAACAUAUGUCAUAUAUGUGGAAUCAAUAUAUAUACUUUUUGGUUCUACUGCGCCAAGUGUGUUUUAAUUUGCUGCUAAAAGUUGCCUCUAACAAAUGCACAAUUCGCUCCUAUUUGAGACUUGUUGGCUUAAUAUUUAAUAAUCGAGUCUUCUUCAAAAUAUUUGCCACAACUGACUUUUUUUAUAGUAAAAACAACAACUGAAUUUCCAAUAAUUUCACUAAGCUGUGCUUUCUUCCUCGUGAGUUAGGAACCAAAAGUGGUUGACAGAGUGAGCUGAAGAUCUGUGUCGACAAAAAGUUGUUGCUAAAAGUUAAAUUAGUUGAAGGUUGUGUGGUUGUUGUAAUGCAGUUGUAAGUCGGGUUAUUCACAGUCCAGAACAGCAGGUGGCUGUAAUGUGCUGGUUAUCAACUGUCAUCAUUUCAUAAGUUUCAGAGAUUUGGGUCCGAAUUUUCUCUCGAUCAGUCCAGAGUUUAUUCAAAGUUAUACUCCUCUUUCGUUAAAACCAGGAACCUUCAUUCAUCUAUUUCUAUACUAUAUUGUAGGGCUGGAUGAUGAUGGCAAAAAUAGUAAUCACGAUUAUUUUGACUGAUAUUGAAAUCAUGAUUACUCAUUGAUUUCAAAACUUGAGUAUUUACUGAACCAACAAAACUUUACUUUAAAUAUAACUUAGAAGAACAGCCAGAAAUAAAUUAGUAACAAGUCAAAAAAUAUUAACAAUAGUAAAUUUUAUUAAUAAUAGCAAUAAAAACAAUCAAUAAAAAUAAUUACCCAAUCUACCCAAAAAACAAAAGACUCUCAUCAUUACAUCAUGAUCAAAAUUCGGUCCAGCCCUACUACAUUGUAAAAAAAAUAUCAGUGCACUGUAGGUGGAAAUAAGGACCCUGUGUUUGUAUAUAAAUACCAAUAUCACUGUAACUGUCUAGCAAAUUAUGUGACUUAUUGCUCCCUCAUUUAGAACCAGUGAGCUUGGAAAUCACAUGCCUUUGCAUCUUAGGUCAUUUGUGCCAUAUAUCUGAUAAAUCUGGCACGGUACAGUAUUAAAUUUUUUGGUCUAAAAGAGGUCUAAUAGAUGUCUAAAUGUAGCCUAGACGACUGGUCUAAAAUCAGUCUAACACAGGUCUAAAAAUUAAAGUUUUUUAGACGUCUAAAUUUAGACCAAGUUUAGACCAAGUCUAAAUCUGGGCUAUAUCUAUACUACACUGUAUUUUGCUCAAUGACUAUUAUAAUUAUUUUGGUUAAGUACUUAGAGAUCAGUUAAACAACAGUUGUUUUUUGACAUAAAUAGUUAUCAAAUAAUGGGUCAAAGUGCAACGUCUGAAAUCUGUCAAAAAAUAUACAGAAUCUAGACGGUUGAAAUUAGGUCUAAAAAAAACUGGAUGUCUAAUUGUCGUCUAUUGCUCAGUGGGAUCAUGGGUUACACAGCGUUUCUCACCACUAAAUGUCGACCUGGUUUUCAUCUUCCUUGAGUCAUUUCAGAGCCGUUCAGUGGGUUUCUGUGUCAUACAAUUAAAUGUUUUCUCUUCCAGAAAUGGGACACCAUACCAAAUCCAUCAUCCCUGCAUCCAUUCCUACUGUGCCACAGCUACGACCUGUUCUGGAAGCCAUAUCCAGAGGAUCGUCUCCCAUCCCUCCAGAGCAGGUAUUUCUCAGCCUGAUGUUAAUCUGAUACAAAAGAGUGUCGCCCUUAAUGUCAAGUUUGGGUUUCCUUUUGACCCUGACACUCUUGCUGUCUGUUUUUUUUUCUGCUGUGUUGUUUAGCUACUGAAGACAUCUGAGCAGCAGGCGAACAACAAGAGUCCCGACCUCCGCUCUGAGUCUAAAGACAGCCCUCUGAGAGGCAGCCAGCAGGCCGGCCUGCCUGUCCAGACGAACAGCAUCUCAAGCACGCUGCAGCUCAACUCUCUGACUCUCAACUCGCGCUCUCUCACCCUCAAACACAGCAACCGCCACGGCAACAAACCCCAGCUUCACGCUAUGCACAGUGACAGUUUGGGCUCUAAUCCUGCUCCGGGUAUCAUUACUUCAUCCAGCCUGCUGGCCAAUCACAGCAGCAGCAGCCUCUCCUAUGACAACCUCAUGAACCCUGCAGACCCUCAGUUACUGCUCCAAAGAGGGGCUCCUCCGGUUGGUUACCAUCCUCCCUUUAUGUCGCUGGGAGCAGAUGGUUCUGUAGUGCAGCGGCCCCCUCCUCACGCCUACAGCCCUGUGUUUAUGGGCAUCACCAGACAGUCUCCUCAGCCGCGAGACACUUCACCGUCUCUGCAGGGCCUCACCUCUAGAGAUCCCUCCCCUUCCCUCCAAGGUUUCAUCCAAAGAGAUCCUUCCCCAUCUUUCCAAGGCCUCAUGCAGAGAGACCUCGCCACCCAAAGUGUGACGUCGCGAGAUAUUCCCCCUCCAAGUUUGGCAUCUCAAAGCCUCCGAGACAGCCUCAGAGAUCUGCAGAGUUUGACGCCCCCGAAGUCUGCCGCCGCUCGCUAUGACAACUUUUCAAAGAGCAUCAUGGCGUCUCUUCACGAGAGACGGGAGAUGGAGGAGAGGGAGAGGAUGCUGCGUCUCCAGGCGAGAUCUCAAGCUCUUUACGGCCCAGAUGUUGGAAUCUAUGACAUCCCCAGCAGGAGGAGCUUACCACCAGACAACAUCCACCGACCUGUGGGCUCCCGUGGUCCCACUCCUCCUGCGUACGGCUCCAGGGAGUUUCUCAUGAGCACAGGUAUCCUGGGUUAUGGAAUGAGAACAUCGCCGCUCUCCAGCUCCUCCACGUCAUCUCUGACCCGAGGCCCCAAAACGUCGAGCUCUCCUCUGCAGAGCAGCAGCAGCAGCAGCCUGCAGAGCAAAGGAAGGUCUUCCUCCCCUGCUUACGGCCAUCCUGAACGACAGACUCAACCUCUCCCCUCCUCUACUUCCACUCUGCCCCGUUUACCCUCCACCUCCACAUCCUCCGCCCCUUUGUACGCCUCCUAUGCCACAGCAAAAAGAUCCUCGCUCACAUAUUCCUCUGAGGGGAAGGACUCUGUCACCCUGGGGGCCCUGAAGUGAUAAAAAGGAAGGAAAAACAUACUCUGUGUUUCUGGUGUGAAUGAAUCAUCUAUGCAGUGUUAGUCUCAGUCUUCACAGCUCUGAAAUACUUUGUAAAUAAGAGGCCAUUCGGGACUUUUCCUGUGUGGGAGGCUGAGUGAGAAACAAACACACAGUGGAGGAUAAAGUUGGAAAGUAUUCCCCUAAAAGUCUUGUCCAAAUGUUAAAAUAAUGGUAAAUCUCAGGAUAGUUGUGCCUCCUCUUACAAACAGAGCGAGCUCUUUAAACUCAGUGAAAGCAGAAGGGCUAUGUGAGGAAUACAGAUGGACUUUCUAUCUGCUUUUAUGUGUUUUGAUAUUGCUUUUGUGAAAUAAUGUCAUACCAUGUUAUCGAACUUGUCUCCUGCCGCAAAUUACCCAGUUUAUUAAAAUUUUGUAGUUGUUUAUAUGAAUAAACUUAUUUUGUAAAUUUUCAUUUCUCUUUCUUUAUUAUUUACUUUGUGUUAAUGGCCGUUAACUUCAGCCCCUGAAUAUUUCACAAAGCUGAAUGAGAUUUGACCAGCUGUGUUAAAUACUUGAUUCUGAUUGGUCAAAACACCGUAGUCACAAACUGUAUAUCAUAUUAAACUGAUCCAGAAGUCCAGCAGUGUAGCAUAGAAGUUGUCGUCCAUCUCACGCUGACUUUAAAGUCCCACUUCGAUCGUUGUUUUUUACUAAGUGUUCUCAGUGGUCUUUAAACUGUGAUUAUUAAGUUUUUUACCAAAAUCGCGUUACCUGUGUCAUUUUCAUGGGCUUUUCUCCCGCAGAGCUCCAGUAGAUCAUUAACAAUUCGCCUCUGAGUCGUGGGCGGAGACAGCGCUGCUCUGCACACUCCUCGUCAGGCUAGCUUGUAGGCUAGCUCUCAGACACUAAUGUCUUUAGGGACAUGAUGAAAGCUAGUAUGAUUGUUAGCUUUCUUUGAAAUCCGCUAAUGCACACACUUGUUCCGCGAUUGUCCUCUCUAUUUUUCCAAGUGCAGCCUGCAUAGCCGGGCUCCGGGGGCGGAGCUUGGAUUUGCUCCAUUGAAAAUCUCACUGAAUCUGAACCAUAGACUGUAUAUAGAAUGGACAGUGUCUGCCUCCUCGCUGGAUGAAGCCACCCCAGAGAACAGCGCCCUCUGGUGACGGGCUGCAGUAUAGGUCAUAAUGCGCAAUGUUGGUUUCAGGAAGUGGAGAAAAAAUGCUGAAUUACUGAGAGCUUUUCGGCUUCAAAUCCAUAUAUUGAUGGAAGGAGGAACCAAGUUGCCCGUAGUAUCUACAGUCUAUGAUAUCAUAUUAAACUGAUCCAAAGAAAGAAGUCCAGCCGAGUUGCAAAAAUGUUGUCGUCCAUCUCAGGCUGACUUUGAAGAGGUGAUUGUGAUUGUUACUGGGGACUGAUGGGAGAUCAGCUUGGGGAGCUAGUAAGCCCCACCAUCUCUGGUAAAGAAACGUGGAGCAAGAUUCUAUCCUGUGAUCAGGAUCUUGCUAACCCUAAUUUGCAUAACCACCUGUCUGCUAUACAUUAUCAUACAAAGAAAAAGUGCAUUUUCUAAUAUGCGAUUUCUUUUUUUUUUGCCCUACUUAGAUGGAUAGUUGAGUGAUGUGUAAUGUUCUGAGAGGAGAUUAGGGUAGACUUGCAUCAAAGGGUCGAGGUCGGGGAUUAAACCAGUGGCAUGGUUGACCGUAGCCUCUGGAAACGGGGUGCCUGCUCUAAUAACUGAAGUAUAGAAAAAGUACACUUUUAAUUUUAUCAAGCACUUUUUUUGGUCAUCCGAUCAGAUAAAGCACUCACAUCAUAUGUCACAUUCAUUCACCCAUUCACACUUCGCUCACUCACUGAUGGCUAAGCUGCUCUGUAAAGUGUACAUCAGUACGAACUAAUCCCCCCCACACACACACACUGCUCUUACAGCCACACAGGACAGUUUAAGUUCAAUGUCUUGCCCUCUGACACUCAGGCAUGCAGACUGGAGGACGUGGGAUCAACCCCCUGACCGUUUGUUUCACAGAUCUAUGACUGAGCCACAGCUGCUUUUCUAAAGAACAUAAGAUGAAAACAAAUCAAACCAAAAAAAGACCCCAAACAUUUUAAUACUGAGCAUCUCUCUUGUUUCAGAAUUAUGUUUUCCAAAUUACACAAUUACGCAAAAUUCAACAGACAGGCAGGUAAACUGAACUUAAAAUUUGUUUUCAUUUUAAUGCAAAGCUGCAGAAAAACAUGAAUGCAUAUUUUCAUUCAUUUCAAUAUAUGACUGCAACAACAAGAAAUUAAAUGCAUCUUUCCAAUGUUAAAAAAAAAGAGAAAUGCAAUAGUUUAGGUUCUCUGCUGCAGUGAUUCACACGCUCUGCAAACCAGUUUCUGUACCAAAUUUGAGAAUGGCGCCCUCUCGUGGACAUUUACAGUAUUGCAAGCAGUAUAUAAGUAUAUAAGCAUGGCAUUGAAAUCCAGCAGAUGAUGCUAUUGUGUGUAAAAUCCCAGCAAACAACACAUUUAGUCAAGGAAAGACCAAAGGAGGCUUGAACUGUGACCUAGAUUCUCAAAG